This is a messenger RNA of Chrysemys picta bellii (western painted turtle), 3426 nucleotides long. RefSeq names its product zinc finger and BTB domain containing 32 (gene ZBTB32). NCBI's taxonomy places the organism in Eukaryota, Metazoa, Chordata, Testudines, Emydidae. The record is from RefSeq and is a predicted model, not a curated record. Gene Ontology annotation, biological process: regulation of transcription by RNA polymerase II. Gene Ontology annotation, molecular function: RNA polymerase II cis-regulatory region sequence-specific DNA binding; protein binding; DNA-binding transcription factor activity, RNA polymerase II-specific.
CCACUGACAAUCUCCCUCUCCCCUUGUCCCCAGGAGGAAGAGCCCUGCGGCUAAUGGAGGAGCUGACCCCUGACCGGCAGCGCCCCUGAGCCCCGUGGCAGGGAGAUGGCGCGGCGGGUCAGGCUGCAGAGCCCCUCACACCCGGACCUGCUGCUGCACCGGGCCAGUGAGCUGAGGCAUGCGCGGGCCCUGUGCGACGUGUUGGUGCGUGUGGGCCAGCGGGACUUCCCGGCCCACAGCUUGGUGCUGGCCUGCGCCAGCCGCACCCUGGCCCGGCUCCUCCUGCCACAGGGCCCCAGCAAGCUCUGCAGCCUGGACUUCCUUGCGCCUGCCACCUUCAAGCACGUCCUGGACUUUGCCUACACCGGCAGCCUUGAGGUGGCUCCUGAGGAGCUCGCCAGCCUCUUGGCCACUGCCCGGGACCUGGAGAUGGAGGAGCUGGAGCAGGUGUGCCUUAGGGCGCUGGGGACUAGAGACCCCGAUGGGACUGGCAUUGGCGACAGGGCUGGCGGCCAUGAUUCAGUUGGCGUUGGGGACAGGACUGGUGGCCAUGAUGGGCUUGCCAUUGGCGACAAGACUGGUGGUCAUGGUGGAGUUGGCCACAGGACUGGUGGCCAUGACGGGGUUGACAUUGGCGACAGGAUUGGUGGCCAUGACGGAGUUGCCAUUGGCGACAGGGCUGAUGGCCCUGACGAAGUGGGCAUUGGCAACAGGACUGGCGGCCAUGAUGGAGUUGGCAUUGGUGAUUGGGCUGGUGGCCAUGACAGGGUUGCCAUUGGCGAUGGUGCUGGUGACCAUGAUGGAGUUGUCAUUGGUGACAGGGCUGGCAGCCAUGACGGGGUUGGCGCCCAAGACGCGAAGAAGGAGACAGCGGAUGGGAUGUCCCAGAUGAAGUCGCCAGGCAACCAUGACCUAGUUUUAUUAGCCAAUGGGCCCUGCCUGGCCCUGGGUAGGCCAGACAGUAAGGGGAGCCAAAUCCAAGAUGGCAGCUUGGCACCCAGUUGGGUCCUGUUUGAACAGUCCUCCCUCAAGCCACGGGAAAGCGUCAUCACAGCUACGGCCCGGCCACUGCCUCAGGAGCACCGCGCCCAUCCCUGGCCGCCAGAGGCGCUCUGGGGGCCAGAGGGGGUGGUUGCUGGCUACCAGCCCUGCCCGCCAUUGCUCAGCUACCAGCUGCAGUCGCUGCCUUCGCCUUUGGGCAACCUGGGGCCUGGGCACAUGGCCCUCUCCGCAUCGGUGGGUUUCCAUGGCUACGUCCGACCCUUCCCCUGCGGGCUGGAGAUGGGGAAGCCGGGCACCCCCAGUGGGAUCACGGGCAGAGAGAAGCAACUGGAAGACCAGAGGCUUCUGGCGCUUCCGGCCAAGAGCUCGGGGUACGACCUCUGCCCCCAGCGGGGCCCAGAUGCCCAGCGCCUCCCACUGCUCUGCCACCCACGGCCUCAGUCGCUCCCACUCUCCUGUUUCCGGGCCCAGCGGAGCUGUGACAAGGACUUGCUGCCUCUGAGCACAGCGCCCCCUGGAGAGCCAGCCACAGCGGCGUCAACCACACUGUACUUGAUGUACGGCCCACGGUGCCCCCCACGGGCCCUGCCGGCUGGCGCCUGGAGCUACAUCUGCCAGCUGUGCCAGCGGCGGUUCCCCAGCCAGACGGCGCUGCGCAGACACAGCCGCAGCCACAUGGGCCAGCGGCUGUUGGAGCGGGAGUUCUGUGCCCGUGGGUUCCAGGCCGAGGCCAGGCUGCAGGGGCCCCGGCGGGCAUCCCCAGGCGAGAAGCCCUACGAGUGCGGCGAGUGCAGCAAGCGCUUCACCCUCAAGCACCAGAUGGAGACGCACUAUCGGGUGCACACUGGCGAGAAGCCGUUCCAGUGCAAGCUCUGCCCCCAGCGCUCCCGCGACUACUCCGCCAUGAUCAAGCACCUGCGGACCCAUGGUGGCGCCGCCCCUUAUCGCUGCACCCUAUGCUGCCAAUUCUGCCCCAGCCUGGCCGCCAUGCAGAAGCACAUGAAGGGCCAUUGUCCCGAGGAGCUGCCCUCGGACUGGACGAUCGAGACCACCUAUCUCUACUCCUCCUCCACCUCCUCCUGAGCCGCCUGUGCUAGUGCAGGCACCGGGGGACUCAUGCGUGGCACGGGGAGGGCGCGGGGACCAGCGUCGGCGUGGCAGACGGAUCUGCGAUGGAGCGCGGCACGGGGAGGGCGCGGGGACCAGCGUUGGCGUGGCAGACGGAUCUGCGAUGGAGCGCGGCACGGGGAGGGCGCGGGGACCAGCGUUGGUGUGGCAGUGCCUGACAUGGGGAGAGGGCACAGCUGGCCAUGGCUGGACCCGCAGAACACAGAUCUGUGGCUCGCUUUCCUGCCCGUCACACACAGCACGCCGGGAGCGCCGCCCGCUGGCUGGGAGUCAUGCGUGUGGCAAGGGCACCAUGGCCAGCUAGGUACUAAGGGCAUGAACCCUGCCACAGGCCAGAGAUGAGAAUUCACAUGGAGUAGAUCGGUCCCUGCUGUUUCCAGCUCACCCUGUAGGGGGUGCCGUAUGUGUGGGGCCCCAACCUCUACCAUCACCCUCAAUGUGGGGAUGGGGAGCCCCCAGUUAUUGUGGGGCCUGGGGGGUGUUAGGUGAACCCAGAUCUGCGGGGACUCCUGCUGCUCAGUAGCUAACUGGGGGAGGGGGCAUCUGUCAUUAGCUUGGCAGGAUCCCCUGCUCUACUUGGGCUCCCUGCCCCACAUGGCCAGCAGAGAGCUGAGACUGGAGGGGAGGGAUUCUGCCAGCCCCGGGCUGCAAUGUCCCGGAGUCACAAGUGGCUGGGGAAGGGCCUGCCUUGAUCACCGUGGGUCACUCAUUACCCGGCAGCGGAGUGGGACUCAUUAGCCCGCAGGAAUCCAGGCGACACUAAACUGUCCAGAGCCGCAAGCAGAGAACUGGGAAGCUCCCGGGGGGCGGGGGGUAAGAACUGGCACCAGGGUCAGGGACUGGAGAACUGGGGUGCGGGGAGGAAUAGCUGGGGUUCAUACGGCAAUGCCCCUUCUAUUCUGCCCCCGCACCCCUUGCUCUCACUCCCCCUUGGCCUGCUUUGACUCCCCUGUCCCUGUGGGUGCUGCACAGACCCCUCAACAAGACUGGGGUUCCCAUUGCCCUGGGCGCUGCACAGACCCCCCCCAUCACACUGGGCGCUGCACAAACACUGAGUCAGAGACGCUCCCUACCCCAAAGACCUUCCCGAUCUGGACAGGCAGAGUAUCCCAUUACACGGCUGGGGAAACCGAGGCUCAACGAGCCACAGCAACCGGAGUGCCUCACCUGCCACUCCUUCAUGUCCUGCCCUCGGCCUGGCUUUGCCAGCUGUGUUCCGGGGCUGAUGGCCAUCGCGUGUUGCGUCCCAUCUCUUGCCCCUUUGUGGCCAGGCCCCACAAGCCGUCUGUGGGGUGG